Messenger RNA from Cheilinus undulatus (humphead wrasse), 3146 nucleotides. RefSeq names its product integrator complex subunit 4 (gene ints4). Gene Ontology annotation, cellular component: integrator complex. The transcript is spliced from 24 exons. Bases 70 to 2994 code for a protein of 974 amino acids. Gene Ontology annotation, biological process: snRNA processing. The record is from RefSeq and is a predicted model, not a curated record. NCBI's taxonomy places the organism in Eukaryota, Metazoa, Chordata, Actinopteri, Labriformes, Labridae.
GUGUUGAGGGUCAUUUCAUGUGACAACCACAACCCAGGAAUUAGGAAGGUCGGCUAUCAUUCCCUUAAAAUGGCAGCGCAUUUGAAAAAGCGAGUUUAUGAGGAGUUUUCCAAAGUAGUACAGAUUCCCCAUGAAGAAAUUCCAGCCAAAAAGCUGCGCCUUUCCAAGCCCAGUAAGUCUGCAGCUCUUCACAUUGACCUCUGUAAGGCCACCAACUCCACAGAUGCCCUGCAGUACCUGCUGCAGUUUGCACGCAAGCCAGUGGAGGCGGAGAGCGUGGAGGGUGUGGUCAGGAUACUGCUGGAGCACUAUUACAAGGAGACGGAUAACUCGGUGAGGCUGAAGAUCGCCUCUCUGCUCGGUCUGCUGUCCAAAACACAGGGCUUCAGCCCUGACUGUAUUGUAGACGAUGCCAUCAGCACACUCGGCAAUGAGAAGUCCCAUCAGGUCCUAGCCCAGCUGCUGGACACUCUGCUCGUCAUUGGUACACAGCUACCUGAGAGUCCUGCAAUUAGACAGCGUCUGAUUGAGGUGGCCUACAAGCAUCUAUCUGACACGUAUUUUGGGGUGAGGAACAAAUGCCUGCAGCUCCUGGGAUGUCUCGGCGUUGUUGAAACUCCACUUACCAAAGACGAGGGUCCGGGCCCAUCGUUAGGAGGCUCGAGGGACGUCCAGAGUAUCAUCAGCGACUACUUUGGAGACCAGGACCCCAGAGUCCGUACUGCAGCCCUCAAAGCCAUGCUGCAGCUGCAUGAGCGAGGAAUCAAGAUUCAUGAUAUCAUCUAUGACCAGGCCUGCAGGUUGCUGACAGAUGAUUAUGAGCAGGUCCGCUCUGCAGCGGUGCAGAUGGUUUGGGUGCUCAGCCAGCUGUACCCAGAAAACAUUGUGCCCAUCCCGUCAUCCAACGAGGAGAUCCGACUCGUUGAUGAUGCUUUUGGAAAGAUCAGUCACAUGGUCAGUGAUGGCUCCUGGAUGGUCAGAGUGCAAGCAGCCAAAACCCUGGGUUCGAUGCUGCAGGUCAGCCCUCACUUUCUGGAGCAAACUCUAGACAAGAAGCUGAUGUCAGAUCUCAGGAGGAAACGUACAGCCCAUGAACGUGCAAAGGAACUUUUUACUUCUGGAGAGUUCUCCUCUGGCAGGAAGUGGGCCGAUGACGCCCCCAAGGAGAAACUGGACACGAACACUGUCAACCUCAUCGCCUCGGGGGCCUGUGGUGCAUUUGUUCACGGCCUGGAGGACGAGAUGUUUGAGGUUCGUAUCGCAGCAGUGGAGGCGUUGUGUCAGCUGGCUCAGUCAUCUCCAAGUUUUGCCGAAAAGUGUCUGGACUUUCUGGUUGACAUGUUUAAUGACGAGAUCGAGGAAGUGAGGCUGCAGUCGAUCCAUGUGCUCAGAGAAAUAUCCACCCAUAUAACCCUCAGAGAGGACCAGCUGGACACCGUACUGGCUGUGUUAGAGGAUUCAUCUCGUGACAUCAGAGAAGCUCUACAUGAAUUAAUCUGCUACACCAACGUCUCCACUAAGGAGUGCAUCCAGCUGGCUUUACUGGAGCUGCUCAAGAAUCUCAACAAAUAUCCCACCGACCGCAACUCUGUCUGGAAGUGUCUGAAGUUCCUGGGUUCACGUCACCCCACACUGGUUUUGCCAUUGGUUCCGGAACUCCUCAGCACACACCCAUAUUUUGACACACCAGAGCCGGACAUGGACGAUCCAGCUUAUAUUGCAGUGCUGGUGUUGGUGUUCAACGCUGCCAAGUCAUGUCCCACCAUGCCGGCGCUGUUCUCUGACCACACCUUCAGACACUACGCCUACCUCAGGGACAGUCUGUCACACCUUGUGCCACCACUGAGAUUGCCAGGUAGCGGUCUGGACUUGGUAGACUCACGUUGUGGCUCAGGAUCUGUGGAGUCCGCUCAGCUCUUCCUUCAACAGAGUCUAAACCGGGUCAGCAUCAUCCAGAACCUGGACGCUCCAGGAGCCCAGGACCUGCUGGACUUCACCAUACGAGACCUGCGGCGGCUCGGAGAGCUGCAGACAGAGCUGGCUGGAGCUGCUGAUUUCUGUGCUACAUACUUGCGCUGUCAGCUGCUGCUCAUGAAGGCUCUGCAGGACCGGCUGUGGAACAUGGCCGUCCCUCUCUGCCUCAAACAAAACGUCACGGCCACUGCCGCUGCUCAGCAGAUCUUAGAAGAAACCUACAAACUGGAGUUUUUGUACAGUGGUUUGGAAAGCAGACAGGUGGCAACGAUACACCAUGUUCGGUUACAGGCCAAAGCGCUGCAGCUCGUACUCACAGCUCGCAGCAGACAAGGGUUGGAUCCCCUCAUCAGCAGCUGUGAGAAGUUUUUGCAGGAUAUCGAGUCUUUCCAGAGGCUCUUUCUGACAGAGCUGCCCCACCUCCAGGACAGCUUUGUGAAUAAACUCCUGGAGUUGAUGCCCCGCCUGUCAUCCUGUAAACCAGUGGAGAUGGUGAAGAUCCUCCAGACGACCUUGAGACAGAGUGGCAUGCUGCACCUCAGACUCCCAGAACAGAUCCAUCGUGCGACGGCCACCAUCAUAGAACCAACAGGAGAGUCUGACAACCCACUGAGGUUCACAACCGGCCUGGUGGUGGCACUAGACAUUGAUGCAACCCUGGAGCAUGUCCAGGACCCCCAGAAUACAGUCAAAGUACAGGUUUUAUAUCCAGACGGCCAGAGUCAUGUCAUCCAUCCUAAACCUGGAGACUUCAGGAAACCUGGACCUGACAGACACAGGCUCAUCACACAGGUGUACCUCUCACACACCGCCUGGACAGAGCCAUCUCAAAUUGAGGUGCGCCUCCUCCUCGCCUACAGCUCCUCCUCAGCCUCCCUCUCCUCUCCUUCCUUGGCUUCUAAGCUGGGAUGGAAUGACAGCCUUGACAACAUCCCUCCACCAGAGGCCGCCGUCGAGGGAACCAUUCCAUUCAGCAAGGCCGUCAAAGUCUACAUAAUGCCCAAACCUGCCCGGCGAUAAAAGAACUCUUAAGGAAAUCAGACAAACCAUUGACUGUGAACUGAGAUUUUAUACAAGAGCUUCAUUUCCUGGUUUUUCUUCCUUUGUCCAGACCCAAAGAAGACUCAUCAUGUUAAGGUUAUAUUUAUAUAAACAUAACCUUAUAACUUUCA